GGUUUUACACCACAUCCAGCUCACGGGAACUGGGACUUUCAUUGUUGAGCCUGUGCCGAUAUAAAGGGCCCGUUGCUGCCUCCCGUGCAUGGGGUAAAUAUGUAUGGCUGUUAGAAUGCUAGUUGUACAAAGAUGGCGGAAACAGCACCGAGUUACAUUGAAGCGAUUCAAAAGUUAAACUUGACGCAGACAGGUUUCAAGGACCUACGGAAACGACGACCGCGAUCGAGUCCUUAUUCGAACAGCUCGUUCUUGGAUCGAAUGCGAACGUGGAUCGAAUGUCUGGACUACUCGAUCAGCGAUCUGGACCGACUCAACAUCGUUCAUGUUGCUGGCACAAAAGGAAAAGGAACCACCUGCGCUUAUGUCAAUUCGAUCCUCCAGCAAUAUCGCAUGUCAUAUGGAACGCCCCGUAAGGUUGGGCUGUUCACCUCUCCCCAUUUAAUCACUGUGCGCGAGCGAAUUCGUAUCAACUCCGAGCUCCUGUCGGAAGCGAAGUUUGCAAAGUACUUCUUUGAGGUCUGCAAUGCUCUGGAGCUUACCGCAGCAGCAGCAGCAGCAACACUGCGGGGCGGGCCUGGUGACACCCCUGCGAAGCCUUCAUACGCUCGAUUUCUCACCUUGAUGUCAUUCCACGAAGUCGGAGUUGGGGGGCAAUGGGAUUCCACCAAUGUUCUCGCGAACCCCGCGGUUACGGGGAUCAGCUUCCUCGGAAUCGACCAUGUCAAUGCGCUCGGGAAUACGAUCGAUCAGAUCGCGUGGCAUAAAGCGAUGGAUGCGCUGCAGGAUCGGGCCAUCGAAAGGGGAACCCAUCUUAACAUUGUUGAAGUACUCGCUGCGGUCCACGGCCUUGACAUCAAGCCUGCAGAGCACUUUCAGAGGCAAAAUGCUUCUCUCGCUAUUAGGUUGGCGGAAACCGUGCUCACAAGGCUCGGGGUUGCCGCCGCCGAUGAUUGCUGCGAGUCCGACAGACUUCCUGCUUUGUUUGGACAAGGGCUUGAGAACCUGGAUUGGAAAGGGAGAUGCCAGACCUUGGUCACGGGUCAGCAGCACUGGUAUCUGGACGGUGCUCACACCCACGAGAGCCUUGAAGUCGCCUGCUCUUGGUUUGGACGGGUAUCAGGGACCAGAAACCUGCCGCGGGUGCUAAUCUUCAACCAGCAGCAUUCAUCGAGGGACCCUAUCGCGCUACUCAGAACUGUUCAUCGUAUCAUAUACACCAAGCUUGGUGUUGUCUUUCAAUACGCGGUUUUCUGUGCGAAUAACACGUACACAGACCAGUCUUGCAAUCUUGAGUUGAUUAACCACAAUGUCAAUCCUGAUGCACUUCAGGGACUGAUCCUACAGAAGAAGUUAGCGACAGUCUGGAAAGAACUAGAUCCUGACUCGGAGGUGGCGUGGCUGCCCUCGAUUGAAGAUGCCGUUGACUAUGUCAAAGAGAUUCACAAUGGAGCUUCGAAGGAGCCAGGGGCUGAGAUUUUGGUUACGGGUAGCUUCCAUCUGGUUGGGGGGGGGGGGUGCUGUCACUUAUAG
Aspergillus aculeatinus CBS 121060 is the source of this 1533-nucleotide messenger RNA. RefSeq names its product FolC protein. The record is from RefSeq and is a predicted model, not a curated record. Bases 133 to 1533 code for a protein of 466 amino acids. Gene Ontology annotation, molecular function: tetrahydrofolylpolyglutamate synthase activity; ATP binding. Lineage: Eukaryota; Fungi; Ascomycota; Eurotiomycetes; Eurotiales; Aspergillaceae. Gene Ontology annotation, biological process: tetrahydrofolylpolyglutamate biosynthetic process. Gene Ontology annotation, cellular component: cytosol; cytoplasm; mitochondrion. The transcript has 6 exons.